AUUUAAAUGUCUCAGAAACCUUGGAGGUCAUUUGCGAGGAAUUUUGAAACACCAAGAGUGAUGCCUCACGAAAAUAACUACAUCGUAAAAACGCCUAAACAAAAUAUCACAAUCAAGUUGAAUACGAUGAACUUACAAGCUGCGGUACCUGGCAAGAGCAUAAACCAGGACUUAAUGCGCUGGCACGAGAACUUGAAAGAGAGGAUUAAAUAACAACAAGAAGGUGUAUCAGCUAAGAAAGAAGCUUAACAAAGGGAAAGAGAUUAACCUCAUCAGGGCUUACAACCUAAAGGUACAAAACAAAAUCAAGCAGAUGCAACAGAUCAGCCCUGGUAAGAAGACAAAGCAGGUAAAUCCUAAGGUAGAGAGCCAGUUAUCCAAGAGCUUUAUAAAGCAUUUGCCUACCUGCCGGUCGUUCAAAUAAGGAACCGACAGAGAGACGAUCAGUCAGGCCUAAAGUUAGGAUAAAUAAUCCUCUUAGUGGGACGAAAGAGAAUAUAUCAGCACAAGAGAAAAUCGCUCUACAUGUCCCAGAAGAUAAGCAUGCUGCUUCGUUUAUCUUCGAGGCAAAAGAAGGAAAGUUACAUCUUAAUGAGUUGGAGAAUGAAGAUAAAGGCACAGAUAUUCGUGGAUCUCGUAGUUCCUACUCUAAUUUCACCUCUCCUCGUCCGACACAUUUUGAUAAUACCUUUACGCAAGGUUUUUGACGCAGAUCUAAUAGUAACUUCAGGGCAUUCAAACGGAAGAUUUUUCAGAACAGAAACUCCAUGUGAGAAGGUUUAGCGUCUUCUAGUUGUCAAGAAACUAAUUUUGAUGCAAUGAAAGUUCUUAAUUCCAUCAGAAAAUUUAAUAGCUCUAGUCUUCUUGGGAAUGAAGAGGAGCCACAGAAGAAAAAGAAGAAAAAGAGAGGCAGACUGAACCUCACCAGUCGAUGUAAAGAUAAUAUCAAUAUAUCAUCCGACAACGCUUUGGUGACGGAUGAGCAAGCAAAUCGGCAGAAGAAGAGGAACAGCUACCAUACACAAUUGCUAGAGAACACCUUUGCAGCCAAUAGUUUGGUGGAAGCUGGGCUGAUAGAUGACCUUAGCGAGCUUAGACUACCAAAGCUGAUGAAGGCACCUUUUAAAACAAGAAUGAUAGAAUUAGAUAAUUCAGAGAGAAGUAUUUAUAAAAUGGCUGAGAUAAAUAAAACCCAGACAGAAGUUUCUCAUGCAUCAGCUCCAGUUAGUAAGAAAGCAAGUCUUGACAAAGCGGUAGAGGAUAUGAUAUUCAAAACAGAUUUGGCUAAGCUAAACUCUGUACUAAAGAAGAUUAUAAGUAAUGACCAAAGAAUUAACAGGCCUUCUUUAUACCAGAAGCUAUGUGUUAAGCUUACUUAAGAUUAAAUUGGUGCUGAUCGUGAAAGAAUUUAUGGAAAUCUUCAGCUAAGAUUUUGGGCUAUGUGAGGUGCAGAGGGAUGUAGGAACAGUGUAUAGGAGGUGUGAAGAGGAGAUAAUAUAUCAUGCCCUUAUCCCUAUUAGAUGAACUUACAUCCUAAUGUAGCUCCUAAGCUCUAUAUUCAUUGAC
Molecule: messenger RNA, 1566 nt
Organism: Moneuplotes crassus
Lineage: Eukaryota; Ciliophora; Spirotrichea; Euplotida; Euplotidae
Source: the annotation of a GenBank genome assembly